This is a messenger RNA of Linum tenue, 2385 nucleotides long. Lineage: Eukaryota; Viridiplantae; Streptophyta; Magnoliopsida; Malpighiales; Linaceae. The record is from the annotation of a GenBank genome assembly.
AAGCUCGAGCAGGGGAAGGACGAAUCAAAGAGUAUCAGUGAAUAAACUGAUACGUCGCCGUCAGGUGCGACCGGGAAUUCUUUAUUAUUUUCCUCUUCUUUUGGGUACGAAACACGACCGGGAAUUGUCUUGCAACUUCCAUUUGUUCCGGCGGAAGGGAAAGGAAGGGUCAGCGGAGCGGAGAAAGAACGAAAAGAAAGCAGAAGGAAGAAUAGCAAUGGCAGGAGUAGCACAGGCGUUGAAGCGAAUCCCUAGCAUCAAGUUCCCUCAGCGGCGUCCCAAUCCUUCCACAGGUUCUGUUUCCAAGACAGAAGGAGCUUCCGCUGCUGGAAAUGCUGUUUCAAACUUCUUCUCCAGUGCAAAAGCUUCAAACCCUCUUGGAGGUCAAGCUUCUCUUCAGCCCAAACGAACGCCAGUUUCUCGUGAUGAGAUUGAGACAAUCUUGUUGGGCGGCUGCAUCUGAUCAUCUGGUUGAAGUUCAAAACGCGAUGGGGCCCGUUUGAUGCUCACCAUUCCACUGGAAGAUGUCCAUAAAAUGUUUAGAAAUUGCAAUUUUAUGUAUCAAGAGGCUUUAAUGAACAUUACAAGGGUCAGAGUGAACUUUGAAUCGUGGAUUAAUUACAGGUUUGGUAAUGUGGCUGAUUGAUACAUCUGUACUGAUUGAUCUAAUGUGGUCAAAUUGGCGACUUGUGAUAAAUAUCGUUCAAGUUUGUACGAUAAUACAUACUGCUAUGAUGUCAGUUAAAUAGAUUCUCGCAUGUACUUCAGUCCAGUGAGCAAUCCUAUGGUUGUGCUACAAUCGCGGCGAAUAAAUAUGUACUUCUAAAAGAUUCUUUAUAUUGUGUACGAUUGAUUACGUCUUAUUGGUGUUUAGUGUUUACAAUGUAACAAGUACACGUAUGGGAAAUUGGGAAUAUAUGGUGUCUGCACUCUGCAUGUGACUGGGCCCGAAGCCCAUUAUUCUCUUGGGCCCAACGAACACACUUAUUUAUUUUAAUCGGAUUCUAUUCUACCAUAUGCAGUCUCAUUGUAUUAAAUUACGGUUUACGAACUCAACUUUUCAUUUUCCCGAACUUUGAGAAAACCAAAAUACGGAACCCACUGUCCUGCGAGCCAAAAGUAUUGGAAAACAAAACCUCCAUAGCCGCACCACGGGAAAGUUCCCCUUGCUCCUCUGUUUCAUGUUACCAACGCCAACGCCAACGCAUAAAGGUUUUCUUUCUGCGGUAGCAUAUUCGCUCGGAGAUUAUGCAGCAGCUUAAUCCAUUUGUGUGACCUGGAUUUCGGGAUUUGGGAUUCGCGAGAGUUCUCUCUCUGUGAGGAUUGGGGACUGUAGGGUGUAGCUGUGAUGGCUUCAUGGAUGAUCGUCGUGGAAAGCUGAAUAUCAUACCGGAUCACUUUCAAGUAUCAACUUCCGGCGAGGACACUCCACAAGCAGAAACUAAUCCUGUUUCCCAGCCAAGAGUUGAUAAUUUGGCUAGGAUAGGCCCCAAAGUCUUUCCUGGUCACCGAGAAAAUUGAAGACUGCUGCAUCUAUGUUGAGAAUGUUCAGUCUACGUGGCCUACCUUGGACCCCUGAUGGCCAGCAAAAGGUUCAGGUAACUGUUGCAGAGUUGGAAUCACUUCGCUCGGAGCUGGUCGAGGUAGAAGAAAGGGAAGCUUACUUAAAAGCUCAGUUGGAACAUGUUGAUGAAAUUUUGCGCACAGCUCGCCUCUCAGGCUAUUUAUACAUUAGAUCUAGAUGGGCAGCUUUACCUGGUGAGCCUGCUGUAAUUGAUGAUAUUGAUAUCGACGAUUGGCUUCCUCGAUUUGUUGUCCUUCACGGACAGUGUUUAUUCUUCUAUUUGUUGAGCACAGAUUUGAGUCCUCAAGAUUCAACUCUACUCGCCGAUGUUGUUGAAGUGGGUUCUCUACCGGAAGUUAGACGCGAAGAUGAUGAGAUAAGAUAUUCCUUCUAUGUUUUGACUCGUCAGGGCCUUCGGUUCGAGUGCUCCAGUGCUUCUAAAUUACAGUCGCAAUUGUGCUGUACUUGAUCCAUUCCAAAUGUGCUCAUUUUCCUCAGGCGGAGACAUGGUUAGAGGCACUAAAAACUGACUGCAAAUAUGGCUGUGGUGGUGCAGAAUCUGUAAACGACUCUUCUGAGACGAAUAAUCGCUCCGAGACUGACUGAACACUGAACUGUACUUAGGCUUAUUCAAUUGUACAUCUUUCCUUCAGCUGAUAUUUGAUUGGAGCUUGUGAUUCCUCGUACUGCUUCGUUUUGUUCAUGUACAUAGAUUGACACACUCAUUUAACCCGGAAUUCAUUAUAUACUACUUCCCAGUUCUUGCUAGUUCAGCGAGGACUACAAGUUUUCAGUAAUUCAUUGUGCACCUUUCUUAGACC